Molecule: messenger RNA, 684 nt
Organism: Kuraishia capsulata CBS 1993
Lineage: Eukaryota; Fungi; Ascomycota; Pichiomycetes; Pichiales; Pichiaceae
Exons: 1
Coding region: 1-684 (227 amino acids)
Biological process (GO): endoplasmic reticulum to Golgi vesicle-mediated transport; vesicle fusion
Cellular component (GO): SNARE complex; cis-Golgi network; Golgi medial cisterna
Molecular function (GO): SNAP receptor activity
Source: RefSeq, a predicted model, not a curated record
AUGUCUUCAGCAUCUUUUGCACAGACCAGGUCACAUGCAUUGCAAUUAGAGACACAAACGGAGGCUCUUCUGACCAAGUUCUCAGCGUUUGCAACGUCGCCCUCAUCUUCGCCGACCGCCGAGGAACUGGCGUGCGAAAAAAGAGUCGAGACCGUGCUCAAUAAACGCGAAGAGGUUUUAGGGGUUCUCAGUCGGAUUGCUGAAUCCGAUAUCUCGUUACCCACCACAAAGCUCCAACAAUUACAGAGGCAUAAAGAGACUCUGACCGAGCAAUGGCGCGACUUUGGCCGAAUUCGCGGCGCGAUCCAACAGGAGAGAAACAGGCUAAACCUUUUGUUUUCGGUGAGAUCAGACAUCGAAGAGCAUCGUCGCAGAACCGAAAUUGUGAAUGGAGGUGGCGACGAUUCCAAUGGAGAUAACUACAUGAUGCAAGAAAGACAGAGAGUAGACAACGCCAACUCUUUUGCAGACAGAUUACUAUCACAGGCCUAUGAAACGCGCGAUGAGCUGAGCAGACAGAGAAACGUUUUGAGCAGCGCCGGAUCGAAACUGGGUGGAGCUCUUGGGGCCAUUCCUGGUUUGAAUGUGGUGAUCUCGAAGAUCAACACGCGGAAGAAGAGAGACACUCUGAUAAUUGCUGGUUUGAUUGUGGCCUGUAUCACGAUUUUAUGGUUGACGAGUUAG